This is a messenger RNA of Sebastes umbrosus (honeycomb rockfish), 2189 nucleotides long. Its product is annotated as cyclic AMP receptor-like protein A. The record is from RefSeq and is a predicted model, not a curated record. Bases 86 to 1159 code for a protein of 357 amino acids. NCBI's taxonomy places the organism in Eukaryota, Metazoa, Chordata, Actinopteri, Perciformes, Sebastidae. The transcript is spliced from 13 exons. Gene Ontology annotation, cellular component: plasma membrane. Gene Ontology annotation, molecular function: G protein-coupled receptor activity; cAMP binding. Gene Ontology annotation, biological process: cell surface receptor signaling pathway; adenylate cyclase-activating G protein-coupled receptor signaling pathway.
UUUUUGUCCCUCUGUGCGCACCGUAGAAACCGGAAGUAGAAGAAAAAGCUCCAACAAGAGCAAAACAACAACAAACUGAAGCUAAAUGAUCUCUAAAAUGAGUCUCCACGUGGACAAUCAACACCCCAAAACAACGAGCAACGAUUCACGCUGCGUGUUCUUUAACACAGACUCAGAAGACUAUCAGUGCGUGGUGAUUUUAACAGUCAAACGAGCCACAGGAACCUUCUCCUUAGUAGGAUGCAUUUGCAUGCUGUUUGUGAUCUGGCUGCUUCGCAGGUAUCACUCUUUGGCUCAGAAGAUGAUUCUCAGCCUGACUGUAGCUGCCUGCUUCGAUAGCGUAGCAUAUGUCAUGGGUGAUUCGCAUCCAGAGGGAUCUCUUUGUGACUUCCAGGCCUGCUGGCUAACUUACUUCGACUGGAGUGCCUUGGCCUGGGUUUGCCUCAUCACAGUGAACCUGUACCUCAACCUGGUCCGAGAAAUCAGCACCAACAGAUAUGAGAAGUUGUACCAUCUGAUGGCGUGGGGGGUGCCACUGGUCAUGGCCUCUUUGCCACUGCUAAAGGGUUACUACGGUCCCGCAGGAGCCUGGUGCUGGAUCACAGACGAUCACGUAGCCUGGAGAUUUGGGAUAUGGUACGUGCCUCUGUUCAGCCUCAUCUUCCUGAUGAUCUGCUGCUACGCCAGGAUAAUCUGCGUGGCCAAUGCGAGGAUGCAGUCAUGGUUGGGAACCUUCAACCCAGAGAGAGAGAGACGAAAGGUUUCCUUGGCUGAAGAGAUCAAGCCGUUGAAGUGGUAUCCUUCCGUUUACCUGCUGGUGUCCAUCUUUCCCCUCAUCAACAGACUCCAUAAUGCCUUCUACCCACAGGAUCCAUCCUUUUCGCUCACCCUGUUGCACGUCUUGUCGGCACCACUCCACGGCUUGGCCAAUGCCUUCGUCUUCAGCCUGGAUAGGGAUUGGUGGAGCCUACUGAGCCCUACUGGCAUGCAGCUGGCUCUGCAGUCUCGACUGUGCGACAGGACUCGGAUCGGAGAGUACCACCCGGGGGCGGUGCGCUACACACAGGCUGACCUGGUCGACCUCAGCGAUGACGACGAGGAUGACACCAACGUGCUCUUCUACUCUCCUGACAUGGCCCUGAAAGACCGAGGGCCCUGAGAGAGAGCUGGAAGAGAGGAAGAGACAGAGACAGAAGGAGAGAGAGAGAGAAAAGGAGCACGAUGGAGGGUCACAGCCAGAGAGAGACGCAGCAGAUUAGAAACUGAGAGGAGGAACAAGAGGUAGGGAGGGAAUGGAAGGAAAGAUUGGUGGGACAGUCGGGCAGAUAGAAGGCGGAGAUGAGCUGUCAGGUUCCAUUAUUAAUCCCCAUCCUUUACUAUUUAAUAUCCUAAAGACACACACGCACACGCACACACACACACACACACACUGAGCAGAGCCGCAGCUCCCCGCAAUACUACUAUGAGAGAGGAGCGGCUCUAAAGAUCCACCUAAUGUUAAAGGCAUCUGCUGCAUCCCAAAGGUCUUAAAACAGUUUCCCUUCUCUGCACUGCCUUCUUGACUCCUGCACUCUGCAGCGUUUUGGCAUACCGCAAAAAAAUUAAAGGGAAGGAAAAAAAACAUAAAGAACGGCUGAAAGGCAAUCAUAACAAGGUGUUAGUUUAGCAUUCGCAGCAAUUACCUUUUCACUUCUCUGCAGGGGACGAGGUGAAAACCAGGCCUUUUAAAAAGCACCCUGUGUGUCAGACGUGAAAGCGUCUACGCAGAGAUUGAUCCCGGUUGUGAACAAUUUUCUUCCCGAUAGGUGGGGGGAGGUGGGGUACAGGGGAAAUACAGGAGGGGGUUUUAAAAACAGUGAAGAUGACUUGGGAGGGCAAAUAAGUCCCAAAGGAGUCUCUCCUUCCUCAGACAGUAUUUGUUUUUCUCUCUGCAUUACCGUUGUUGCAACUUUCGCACAAGUAUUAUUUUGAAAAGUUGUUUGUAUUUUUCUGAACAUUUGUUUGUUAUACUGUAUUUAUCAAUGUAUAUAUUUAAGUGUACACUCUAUUUUUGUACGUGCCUCGGACUGGAAGUUCGGUCCAAACCUGCUGCUCUCACCUGACAGUCGAGCAGAUUCACUACAUAUAGCCCAACACAGUCACACGGCAGUUUGGGAAAUAGUCGCGAAAUUAAAUCUAUUUGAUUCGUG